GGCUCCCAGCGGGCGCCGCCUUUGGACGCGACGUCGGGCCGACCGGACCAAUGAGCGGCGGCCGUUGAGGAAAGCAUGGGGUGUCAGCAUCUUUGGCAGCAGGAGCAUCAAGAUUGCCCCUAUGGCUUUAAGCUGCCCUUCGACGUCACCUGGCCUGAUGCAGCCAAAGCGCACAGCUACGGCCUCCCGGCGGACGAGUCCAGCGAGGUCUGGAUCUUCGUGAACGUUUUGUACAGCUACGUUCCUUUAACCGUCUUGGUGGUGCACAUGCUACGCUUGAUCGUGGUGCGCGGCAGUCGGGAGCUUUGCAUCGCCUCGGUGCUGAUCUUUACUUUUGUGCUGAACGAGCUCAUUUUAAAGCAGGUCUUUCGACAUCCGCGACCGGAAGAGUCGUGUUGCACGAGUUGCGGCAUGCCAUCCAGCCACUCCGCUUUUGCCCUGAGCUUGUGGGGAUUCCACGCUUACGAACUUCUUUGGCGAUUGCAGCUCAGGCCGUUCAGUUGGGUGGAUUGGGAGCAUCUCAGGGAGUCAGCGAAGGAGGCCCAGCGUGCGGCCAUGCGUUCCUGGGAUGAGUUGGAUGCUUUGCAGUGCCUUUUGCUGUGUGGUUUUUGGACAGUGCUGCUUGGGCCUGUGCCAUUCACCCGGGUGAUUUUGGGCGACCACUCCGUCGAACAGGUGAUGAUCGGCUCCAUAGUGGGCUUGUCCUCCAGCUUGACGGUUUGGAUGGCCGCCCGGGCGCUGCAAAAGAGCCACAACCAUCAGCUCGACGAAGAUUGGCGCCCCGCCCUUGCGUUCGGAGCGCCACGCCGGUCGAUGGACGAUGGUCGAGGGAGAUGGAGCGGCACCCGAUACACGUCGGACGUCGAGGUUUUUCGUUGAGCAUGCGCGGAGAGGUAGUUGGAUGGGCAGGGCUCUUUGGGGGGGGCGCUAGAAGUGUAGUUUCAUCAAAAGAAAUUGUGAGAGUCACUGGAAGUCACUAUGAAGAUCACUUUGACAAUCGAUGGAGUCGUAAUGAAGAUCCCUAUUUCAGCUCACUCUGAAAUCUCUGAAGGUGAUGGAAUCUGAGGAUUAAGCUCCGAGAUCGGGUACAUCGGUCUCGCCUCUUAGGUAGUAUAGAUACAUCGGUCACGUCUCUUCAUCGUAUUCAGGGUGGUUGAUUUCAGGGUCACAGUAUACCCUCCGACUCACUCACAUGGAAGUGG
Molecule: messenger RNA, 1202 nt
Organism: Durusdinium trenchii
Lineage: Eukaryota; Dinophyceae; Suessiales; Symbiodiniaceae
Source: the annotation of a GenBank genome assembly